This is a messenger RNA of Rhizophagus irregularis DAOM 181602=DAOM 197198, 1016 nucleotides long. RefSeq lists its product as uncharacterized. The record is from RefSeq and is a predicted model, not a curated record. Gene Ontology annotation, cellular component: membrane; oligosaccharyltransferase complex. Gene Ontology annotation, biological process: protein N-linked glycosylation. NCBI's taxonomy places the organism in Eukaryota, Fungi, Glomeromycota, Glomeromycetes, Glomerales, Glomeraceae.
AAAAAUUCAACCAACUUCUCUCUGGUUUAUAACGAUAAAAAAAAUAAAAAAAUGAGACGUUCUUUUGUAUACAUCGUAUUAUUAUCAUGGCAAUUUUUCGUGUUGCUAUUAUGUACAAUAAUAUCAGCACAAGAAUCUAGCGAGCGUAGUUUUGUUAUAACUGAUUUGAAAUUAGCAGUUACAACGUCUGACUCCGUUAGAAAACUAACUGAAAGUGUUGAAUAUCCAUCUUCACUUGAUAAACCGAUUGAAUUAUCUCACGGAGAUAAUUUAAAAAUUAUUUUCUCCCUUCGUGACAAAGAGACCAAAAAAGGAAUUCAACCUCAUCAAUCGAUGAUUAUUUUAAGUUCUAAACAAACAGAAAAUCAAAUACCAAUAAUUGUAACAGUAAGAGAUAAUGGCAAAGCUCGCGCUGAGUUAAAUAUGUUAGAUAUACCCGAAAAUCUUUUUUUAGGAAAUUAUUCUCUUAAUCUUAUAAUUGGAACUUUUUCUCAUAAUAACCCAAUUAAUUAUCAAAUUGGAACUGUUAAUAUUGAUGUUCCAUAUUUAUCCCCUGUUCUCAUUAAAUAUGGUCCAAAACCCGAAAUUCACCACAUUUUUAGACCUGAUCAAAAGUUACCUCCAACAAUUAUAUCAUAUAGUUUUGUGAUAAUCGUAUUAUUGCCCUGGUUAUUCUUAAUUGGAGCGUGGAUACAUCUUGGUGUCAAUAUUUCAUUCUUGACAAGUGAACCUGGCUCACUUCCAGUUAUAAUUAGUUUCUUGUUUACAUUAUUGGCUAUUGAAAUCUUAUUUUAUAAUUAUUGGACACAUUUAAACAUAUUUCAAACAUUAUCAUGGUUAUCUGGAUUAAGUAUUUUGGCAUUUCUCUCAGGUCAAAAAGCUCUAAGUGAUGUGCAAGGAUGGAGACUUAAAGGACUUAGAUAAUUCGAAUAUUUAGAUCUAUUAUAAUGUAAUUUAAUUUUUUCUUGAUGAUUGAUUAAAGAAACGAAUCAGCUACCUGAUAUAAUUCAAAAAGC